Racocetra fulgida is the source of this 285-nucleotide messenger RNA. The record is from the annotation of a GenBank genome assembly. Lineage: Eukaryota; Fungi; Glomeromycota; Glomeromycetes; Diversisporales; Gigasporaceae.
AAAAAAAAUGCUGUUAAUUUUGACAAUUUAUAUAAUAAUAUAACCAAUGCAGAAACCCAAAAUGAAAUUACAAAUCAAGAUGUUAUAACUUGCUAUUAUCUUAUCAAAGUUAGGUCACAACCUUCAAACUCUGUUAAUGAUGACUUACUUCAAAAAAAAAAAGAAUGGGCUUUGAAGAUUUAUAAUCUGUUUAGUGAAAUUGGCAUUGAAAAGAUUCAAAGAGUUAAAUCUCUUACAGUAUCAUCAAAAUCAAAAUUAAGUCAGGAUGAAAUCAACCAAAUAUUG